AUGAGCUCGACAGCAGCACUGAAUUUUGACCACACUCAACUCGAUGAAAAGAAACACACCCCACAACAAGUCAUUGUUGAAUUGAUGAAAUUAUACUACACGCAAGGAUGGGUCUCCGGAACUGGUGGUGGUAUUUCCAUCAAGAAGGAUGGCAAGAUUUAUAUUGCUCCUUCCGGAAUUCAUAAAGAACGAAUCAAAGAGGAUCAAAUCUUUGUGAUGGAAGAAGAUCCUAACGUUCAAGUCAAAGACAUUCAAUCAUGCCAACAUUUGAAAACAGUUUAUUCUCCAAAUGACCACGGAUAUAAUUUCAAAAUUUCUGCUUGCCAACCACUUUUCCAAUUGUGUUAUGAUGUCAGAGGUGCUGGUGCUGUGAUUCACUCUCAUGCUCUCUCUUGCAUGUUAGCGACUCUUAUUUAUGAUAAAGAGUUUAAAGUUACUCAUUUGGAAAUGAUUAAAGGAAUUCGUGGAUUUGGAUUCUAUGAUGAAUUGGUCGUACCAAUUAUUGAAAACACAGCCUAUGAGAAUGAAUUGGCUGAUUCAUUGAAGGAAGCUCUUGAAAAGUAUCCAAAUACGUUUGCAGUGUUGGUCAAGAGACAUGGUGUUUAUAUUUGGGGUAAAGAUUGGGUUGAAGCUAAAACUCAUGCUGAAGUUUAUCAUUACUUGUUUGAGGCUGCAGUGAGAAUGAAACAAUUAGGUUUUGAUGCUUCAUCCUCCAAGUAA
This is a messenger RNA of Naegleria lovaniensis, 720 nucleotides long. RefSeq lists its product as uncharacterized. The coding region runs from base 1 to 720 and encodes 239 amino acids. Gene Ontology annotation, molecular function: metal ion binding; methylthioribulose 1-phosphate dehydratase activity. The record is from RefSeq and is a predicted model, not a curated record. The transcript has a single exon. Gene Ontology annotation, cellular component: cytoplasm. NCBI's taxonomy places the organism in Eukaryota, Heterolobosea, Eutetramitea, Acrasida, Naegleriidae.